CUGCGGUGCCGGUCCCUCCAUUCAUUGUCAUAUUGUGUUGGAGGUCGAUAAAGCGUAGUGUCGACGCGCCUUCCUCGGUGCGCGGAUGUCUCAGUUGUUACGUCAUAACGCGCCGCUUUAUGACAUACGCAAUUCAAACAGUAAAGCUUUAUUUAUAAACAAACGUUAUUUUUGUGUAAAUCUGCUCAAAGUUUAAUUAAUUAUUAUGUGUUUCCUGGAAAUUUUAAAUAUUUAUUUAUAUUUAUGAUGAAAAUCGAAAGUUUAAACGCAAAUCCUGUUAAAUUUAUUUAAAACACGUGUGUCAUUUGUCAAGUCACAGGAUAUUACCUGUUAUGUAAAUCGGUGAUGUUGAGAGGUUGCUAAACAGAUGAUUGCAAUUUAGAUGUGCGGAAGAUCCAAAAUUAAAACAAACAUGUGAACUAUAAAGUACUCAUCUCUGUGUUAAAAAUGUGAUUCAGUUUUGUGUGGAAGCCUCAAAAAAAGACAGUGAUGAUUAAACGUGGUAAGAGGAACGUGAGCAUGGUAAGGUUGGGAAGAUGUGUAGCCUUCCUAGCCCUUGCUGCGUUUUUGCUGCCAUUCACCAUCCUGCUAAUGGUCGCCGAUCAGCAGUACAGCUUCACAUACAGUUCAAAACGAGUGUUCUAUCAAGAAAGUGACUUCUAUAAAAUAAACGGGACGUUAUAUGCUCCCGUAACCACACCUUUUUAUCGGACGCAGUUCGUCUUCGAGAACGGUACUCAUGACGAUGGGCUCCUGUCACGGGAGAAGUUUCUGGAAGUCGGCGCUAGAAUGGAAGCUAGAAGGAAUUACUUGAGCAACGAGUGCUCGAGGCUCGGCUUAGAUGGGUCUAGUCAGAAGGCGUCUGCGUGGGAAUAUCUCAUCAACCGACAGUACCACGUUAUAUGGUGUAACAUUUUCAAAGCGGCAUCAACGUCAUGGAUGUAUAACUUCAAUUUGAUGGCAAACUACACUGCGGCGUUUUUAAAUAGAACCAAAGAGGUGCCCUUGGAGUUGGCAAGAAAGAGAUACGCGAGACCAACUGUUGAGAUGCUCAGAAAGGCCCAAGGGGACUCACUUACCUUCCUUAUAGUGAGGCAUCCGUUGGAAAGAUUGGCCUCCGCGUACAAUGAUAAGAUCGUUCAUGCGUGGCCGAAGUCCUUUCACGACAAAAUGGGGCAAAGGAUUAUAAAAAAGUAUAGGAAGGCAACAGACUCAAGACCAGCGCCUACAGAACGGUAUCCCGUCUUCGAAGAGUUCGUCUCGUAUAUACUGGACGAAGCGAAGGCGAGGCGAGUCCUCGACAUGCACUGGACUCCCUACACGAACUUCUGCACGCCUUGCAAGUUUAACUUCGACAUCAUUCUUAAAUUUGAAACCCUUGACGAGGAUCAGAGGUUUUUGAUCCAAAUGGCGCGACUUCAGGACAUAAUCAAACCGGAGUGGCGGAACAGCGGCAAGGGAGGCACGUUGAAUAAUAUCAACCAUCUUUACUCCAGGCUGAAAAAGUCUCAACUGGACGGUCUCUAUAAUUUAUACAAAAACGAUUUCCAGCUCUUCAACUACACAGUGGACAGUUACUACGAUAUAAUUCAAACAGAAGAUGGCACCACUCGCGGCUGAACUAAACGAGUGUGAAUUAUUGCUAGUUGGAACCAAAAUAAAUGGUCAGUAUUUGUUGGUUAGAAAUACUAAGAAAGACUGAAAAUAAUUCGUGGGGUUUAGUAUAGUCAAUACUAAUUAUUGAUUGCCCUAAAUCUACGUUUUAGCGAUAAUGUUAUGAACAAUGAUGGUACGUGAAAUGUGUACGUAUAACAAUUUGUUGUUGUCAAUUUUCGAUAUUUUAUCUGUAUAAAGUUUCUAAAUAGUCUGUUACGUUUAACUCGUGUUACCGUUUUAUUUAUUUGUUCGUUAUGAAAUAUGUACGUCUAUGUAAUUAAUGAACUAAUAAAUCUUUACAUCAAAACCCUCAUAUUAGGAAACUUACACAUACUUAUAGCUCUAUAUGCUGUGUCUAUAUGUAUGUACUAGCCCAAUUCACUACAUCGUGCUUCCGUAGAAUAAAAAUUAUCUACCUACGUCAUGACAUGUUUGUUAUUAGUUAGAGUUUCUGUUGAUUCAAUAGGAAUUGAUCUAACAUUCCUUAAAAUAUAUAUAUAUACACUUGAUUUCUCAAAUAACAUUAUUAUUGAUUUUUUUAUAUUCAUUAUCGUCUUUAAUCAUAUUGCCUUUAUUUUUCUUAUGGAGGUAUACCUGCCCAGGUAUUGUAAAUUGCAUUUGCAUGAAUUAAAAUAAAAUAACACACACAGAAAUGUUAAAUUUUUAUUCGGUUUAUAUUUCUAAAAUCUUCAAAACAAAAUAUUUUCUGUUAUAUUUUGUUGAAAAUAUCCGUAGAUCAAAUCGAAAUAAUAUUAUUUAAAUAGUUUUCGUUAAAUUUUGCUGUUAAAUUUUUAAAUUUACUUAUCUUAAAUUAUCUCUUACAUUGUUUUAGAUAAGAAUAAUCCUUUUACUUUCUGAUUGUUACGUUGUAAAAUAAAAGUACCUUUAGAAGAUUUAAAAAUGUUUAAGUAUAUGUAUAUUCAAAAAUCUGAAUUUAUCAUAGUACAUGCAAAAUGCAGGGUAAGUUAAAUUACUACAUAUUAUUGUGUGGAAAUGUAUGUUAGACCACAUCAUUAACCGUUAUAAAAUUUGAUCAACCGUUAGAGCUAUUCGAACUUUAUGAACAUUAUUGUUAAAAAUAUCUAUCUAUAUAAAGUAACGUAACUAUGAUCGUCAUAAUAGCUGCAUAAAGUCAGCAGUAUAUUUUUAUACCGCCUCUAAUUUUGUUAAUUUAAUUUAUUACUCAUCGCUAACGCACAAAGUUUCAGUAGAUAAUAGAAUUAGAUCUCUUAUUAUAAAAUUAUUGUAAGUGCUACCGUCAAAAUAAAGGUACCUACCUACGUAUAAUAUUCUACUUACGCUACAAUUCCGCGUUACCUUUUACAAGAAAUAAGUUCAUAAAAAGAAGUACAUGUGGGCAACAUAGUUCGUGAGCUAAUUAGUUGUUGACAAACUAU
Molecule: messenger RNA, 3053 nt
Organism: Colias croceus (clouded yellow)
Lineage: Eukaryota; Metazoa; Arthropoda; Insecta; Lepidoptera; Pieridae
Product: carbohydrate sulfotransferase 11
Exons: 8
Coding region: 490-1620 (376 amino acids)
Biological process (GO): carbohydrate biosynthetic process
Cellular component (GO): membrane
Molecular function (GO): sulfotransferase activity
Source: RefSeq, a predicted model, not a curated record